Messenger RNA from Sphaerodactylus townsendi, 1039 nucleotides. It is a transcript of the gene BMP4, whose product is annotated as bone morphogenetic protein 4. The transcript has a single exon. Gene Ontology annotation, biological process: negative regulation of transcription by RNA polymerase II; SMAD protein signal transduction; BMP signaling pathway. Lineage: Eukaryota; Metazoa; Chordata; Lepidosauria; Squamata; Sphaerodactylidae. The annotation marks the transcript as partial. Gene Ontology annotation, cellular component: extracellular region. The record is from RefSeq and is a predicted model, not a curated record. Gene Ontology annotation, molecular function: cytokine activity; growth factor activity; BMP receptor binding.
CCCUCUUCUCACCCCACAGAGCACCUCGAAGUCCUGCUGACCCCCCCAGAGCGAACGCCGCGGCUGCGCUUCGUCUUCAACCUGAGCAGCCUGCCCGCCGACGAGGCCGUCUCCUCAGCGGAGCUGCGGCUCUUCCGCCGGCAGGUGCCCGACGGGGCGGCCUGGGAGCGGGGCUGGCACCGGAUCAACGUCUACGAGGUGAUGAAGCCGGCGGCGGCAGGGGGCGAGGCGGCCACCCGCCUGCUGGACACGCGCCUGGUGCACCACAACGUCAGCCGCUGGGAGAGCUUUGACGUGAGCCCGGCGGUGGCCCGAUGGACGGCGGGCGGGCAGCCCAACCACGGCCUGGCCGUGGAGGUGGUCCCGCUGCACCCCGCAGCGGCGGCCCCCCACAGUGGCCACGUCCGGAUGAGCCGCUCCCUGCCCCGAGGGGGCGGCUGGGACGACGACGCGGAGACCUGGGCGCACCUCCGGCCGCUGCUGGUCACCUUCAGCCACGACGGCCGCGGCCAGGCGCCGCUCACCCGCCGCCGGGCUCCCCGCAGCCCCAAGCACGGGCACCCGCGGCCCCGCAAGAGCAAGAAGAACUGCCGCCGGCAUGCGCUGUAUGUGGACUUCAGCGACGUGGGCUGGAACGACUGGAUCGUGGCCCCCCCGGGCUACCAGGCCUACUACUGCCAGGGCGACUGCCCGUUCCCCCUGGCUGACCACCUCAACUCCACCAACCACGCCAUCGUCCAGACCCUGGUCAACUCCGUCAACGCCAGCAUCCCCAAGGCCUGUUGCGUGCCCACCGAGCUGAGCGCCAUCUCUAUGCUCUACCUGGACGAGUACGACAAGGUGGUCCUCAAGAACUACCAAGAAAUGGUGGUGGAGGGGUGCGGCUGCCGCUGAGGGGGGGGCACGCCAGCCGGGGGAGUGGACCCCAGACUCCCAAAGACCAGCUCCCACCUCGGCCUCUCCUCCAACCACCACCGUUCCGCUCCCUUCAACAAACUCCAUUGGUGGCUGGAAGGGUGGACGUCCCAUUGGGGGGAGG